Messenger RNA from Acanthamoeba castellanii str. Neff, 633 nucleotides. Its product is annotated as thioredoxin domain containing protein. Bases 1 to 633 code for a protein of 210 amino acids. Gene Ontology annotation, cellular component: endoplasmic reticulum lumen. Gene Ontology annotation, molecular function: protein-disulfide reductase activity; protein disulfide isomerase activity. The record is from RefSeq and is a predicted model, not a curated record. Gene Ontology annotation, biological process: response to endoplasmic reticulum stress. NCBI's taxonomy places the organism in Eukaryota, Discosea, Longamoebia, Acanthamoebidae. The transcript is spliced from 6 exons.
AUGAGGCAGACGUGGCUGGUUGUGGUGCUGGUGGUAGUUGGGUUGCUGGCAGUGUGGUGCACCACCAGUGCGGCUGCGGGCGCCUCGAGCGACGUGAUCGAACUCAACGACGACAACUUCGAGCACCUCACCCAGGCCACCUCCGGAUCAACCACCGGCAACUGGCUCGUCGAAUUCUAUGCGCCCUGGUGCGGCCACUGCAAGUCGCUGGCACCCACGUGGGAGGCCCUCGCCACCGAGCUCAAGGGCACCGUCCCCGUGGCCAAGGUCGACGCCACGCUGAACCCUCUCGUGAAGAAGCGCUUUGGCAUCAAGGGCUUCCCCACCAUCAUCUUCUUCAAGCAGGGCAAGCAGUACGUCUACACGGGAGGCCGUUCGCUGGAGCAGCUCAAGGCGUUCGCCCUGAGCGGUCACGAGAGCGUCGCCUCCGCGCCCAUUCCCGCGCCCGUCUCCGCCAUGGACCAGAUCAUCGAAAUGCUGAACGAGGACGUGCAGCACCUGGCCAACACCAAGAAGCUGGCGGUGGGCGCGAUCUUCGUGGUGGGCGGCGUGGUGGGUCUCUUUGUCGGUUUUGUGCUGGGCCGGCUCACCAGCUCGAGCUCCGCCUCCAAGACCUCCACGAAGAGGGAGUGA